AAAAUUAAAGACUUUUCAGAAGAAAGAGUGAUACUGAUGUGGACACAUUACUCACCAUAGGAUUACUGACCUCAUCUAUGUUACCUUAUUUACACUAUUGAGCAGUCAUAAACUCAUAAUAAGCACUUAUUCUGUCAAAACCCACCUAUCCAUCCCUUGACUUCUGUAUAAGUAAAUAAAUAUACCUAUUGAGCUAUUACUACCUCCCCCAGCCAAUUCCCGAUUUUCAAUUCUCUCUUUUCUUCACACAAGGGAAUAAGAAUCUCGCUUUCUCAUCAUCCCUCAAUUAAUUCUGCUGCUGCUUCUUCUACAUCCUCCCUUCCCUCUCCACAAUCGAUCACCGCCAUGGCUCAGCAGAAAGUGGUGCUGAAGGUGUUGACCAUGACCGACGAGAAGACGAAGCAGAAGGCAAUCGAGGCCGCCGCAGAUAUAUUUGGGGUUGAUUCGAUAGCGGCGGAUCUGAAGGAGCAGAAGCUGACGGUGAUCGGGGUGAUGGACACGGUGGCGGUGGUGAAGAAGCUGAAGAAAGUGGGGAAAGUGGACAUCGUCUCCGUCGGUCCCGCCAAGGAAGAGAAGAAGGAAGAAAAGAAGGAUGGUGGUGAUGGUGAGCCCAAGAAGGACGACAAAAAAGAUGACAAGAAAUAAUUAUUUUAAUUAUCAUCUUAGGAAAUCCCCGAUUUUCCGGUGAUUACUAUUACUCUGUAUUAAUUGAUAAAAUUUUCCUUCCUUCUCCUUUUCCUCCCGCCACCAAAUAGAAGAAAUUGUGUAAUAAUAAGUUGUCUGCGUUUCCGGCCAGGAAAAAUUCUGGCCCGGUCGCCUAUUCUGUGGAGAGAAAUUAAAGUGCGGCGGUACCAUUGACUUAACUUUCCUGCCUGCAUUAUUUUUGUUUCCCUUUUCUGUUUGGUGAGCGGAUUGCGAAAGUUUCAUUGUACCUCACGAUUAUAACUCUUGGUAUUAGUUAAGGUGUUUUCGACAAUGUUAUCGAGGAAUUUUACAAUACUAUAUAGUAUUGGUGCUAUAGGUUUUUACUUUUAUGGUACAACUUGAAAUUGUACAUUCAAUGUUAUGGUACAGUUUUAGAUUAUACCUACACUGUUUUGUACAUAUUCUUUAGGGUUAAUACCUUGUUAUGGCCUGAACUAUGACCAAGUAAUCAACUU
Messenger RNA from Linum tenue, 1160 nucleotides. Lineage: Eukaryota; Viridiplantae; Streptophyta; Magnoliopsida; Malpighiales; Linaceae. The record is from the annotation of a GenBank genome assembly.